Messenger RNA from Auanema sp. JU1783, 429 nucleotides. Lineage: Eukaryota; Metazoa; Nematoda; Chromadorea; Rhabditida; Rhabditidae. The record is from the annotation of a GenBank genome assembly.
AUGCAGUCUGGUCUUGUCGCCUUAUUUCUGUUGUGUUUGUCCGUUAUAGUAGUAUCAGCAGCUGACAGAGAUUCCAAUCAGAAAUUCAAAGCGUGUUGUGCUCGUCAAAGAACCGCCGACAAAGAAUGCAAAAGACGUUUUUGUGAUUUCCGAGCAAUUAACCAAAAAAAUUUGGUUCAUUAUCUGAACAUGUGUUCUCCUCGUCACGAUACAGUUCAGCAAAUGUGGGAUUGUGCUUCUUCACGAGUUGAUCAUACUGAAUGCUGCAAACAAAAGAAAGUAUCCCCAAUCUGCAUGCCCUAUUGCGAAGCCAACAAACGCGCCCCCUCAGACUAUCUGCAUCACUUAACUUGUCUUCAAAACUUUGAUUCGAUUCGCGAUUGCUUUCAGGAUUAUCUCAAUACACAUCCCAACAUAUUCGGUGAAUAA